CUUGGAUUGUCGUGGGGGGGUGUAAGCGACCUUGCCCGAAAAUUGGUAAUACCCCAAGAAACUCCAACUCGGCGGGCUGUCAAAUCUUCUUUUGCGCCAACACCGCACCCGAGACUGCAGGUCGGAAAUAAUCCUGCAUCGGCGGUCCCCGAGAGAGCGAGGCUGGGGACCUGCUGCAAGUCAAACCCUGUUGGCUUUUUUUUAUCGUUGAUUGUCAUCCUUUGGUUGAAUAUUCAAGGGUAACCGACCAGAAGAGGAGAAGAAAGAAAGAAGAAAAAAAACAAGAAAAGAAAAAAAAGAACAGGGCGGAGUUGCAGUCCUUCCAGCUGCCGACUGGGCUUACACAUUGUAUUCAAUACACUUCGUAAUCAGCAACGCUAAAAAAGACUGAUAAAAAUAACACCAA
Pyricularia grisea is the source of this 406-nucleotide messenger RNA. RefSeq lists its product as uncharacterized. The record is from RefSeq and is a predicted model, not a curated record. NCBI's taxonomy places the organism in Eukaryota, Fungi, Ascomycota, Sordariomycetes, Magnaporthales, Pyriculariaceae. The transcript is spliced from 2 exons. The annotation marks the transcript as partial.